Messenger RNA from Lytechinus variegatus (green sea urchin), 1446 nucleotides. RefSeq lists its product as uncharacterized. The transcript has a single exon. Lineage: Eukaryota; Metazoa; Echinodermata; Echinoidea; Temnopleuroida; Toxopneustidae. Bases 228 to 1367 code for a protein of 379 amino acids. The record is from RefSeq and is a predicted model, not a curated record.
AAAUUUUGAAACCAGUAUUCGCCACACUGCACCAAGCAAAUCACAUCUUAGUGGGUUACCUUGAUGACACCAUCAUUAUUGGUAACAAUAAGGCCAAAGUACACAAGGCAAUUGAUGCUACGGUUAGCCUUUUAUCACAGCUUGGGUUUGUUAUUCACCCUGAUAAGUCGGUACUCAAACCAUUACAGGAACUUACCUUCCUUGGAUUUGUACUUAAUUCAGUGAAUAUGUCCAUUACACUUCCUUCUGACAAGGUAAAUGAAGUUAAAAAGUGUUGCUCAGACCUCCUCCAAACUAACUUGCCUAGUAUUAGAGCAGUCUCCAGAACAAUUGGGAAAAUUGUAGCAACAUUCCCUGCUGUCCAAUAUGGUCCGCUUUUCUAUCGGGCUUUAGAAUCAGACAAAAUUGUAGCACUGAAAAUUAACAAAGGUCAUUUUGAUAGGCCCAUGCAACUUUCGCAGGCAGCUCGGUACGAUCUUGAAUGGUGGAUAGCAAACCUGCACAUUGUAUACUCGUCUAUUCUGAGAAAAGAACUGGACCUGGAGUUGUACUCCGAUGCAAGUGGUUCGGGAUGGGGAGCUAAGUGUAUGGAGCUAAAUUCUAGCACAGGUGGGCGAUGGAAUGCCGAGGAGCUUGUCAAGGCUAAGAAUAAUGAGAUUAAUUAUCUUGAGUUACUGGCAGCCUUUCUCGGACUAAAGUCCUUUUGUACAUCUAUGAAAAAUGUCCAUAUCCUACUACGCAUAGAUAAUGUAACUGCAGUUACCUAUCUCCAGCAUAUGGGGGGUACUAGAUCAUGCAGUUGCAAUGAAAUUGCAAAUACAAUCUGGAAAUGGUGUUUAGAGAGAAAUAUUUGGCUGUCUAUUUCCUAUAUUCCAGGCAAGCUAAACGUAGAAGCUGACAAGCUGUCUCGGAAAUUCAAUGAUAGGACAGAGUGGACACUGGAUAAGCAAGCUUUUAACCAAAUUACUCAUUACUUUGGCUCCCCAGAUAUUGACUUAUUUGCAUCUCGACUGAAUAAUCAAUUGCCAAGGUAUGUCUCUUGGCUACCUGAUCCUAGUGCAUUCUCGGUUGAUGCAUUCUCCCUAAACUGGGCCAAGUUUAAUUUUUAUGCCUUCCCACCAUUCUGUCUCAUACCAAGUUGCUUGCAGAAAAUUCUGAAUGACAAAGCUACGGGCUUACUAGUUGUCCCAAAUUGGCCCUCACAGUCUUGGUUUCCCUUGCUCCACAUUAUGACAGUAGGGAAACCUGUAGAAAUUAAGAGGAGAAAAGGGUUACUAACUCUACCUUUCUCAAAUGUCACUCACCCCUUUUGGGAUCGCAUUGAUCUAUUAUGUUGCAGGAUCUCCGGAAACCUUUCAAGAGACUGAAUAAAAAGACUACGGAGAUCAUAAUGUCUUCAUGGAGAGACUCUACUAAAAAUCAAUACUGUAUCUACAUAAGAAAAUG